Messenger RNA from Arachis stenosperma, 2479 nucleotides. RefSeq lists its product as uncharacterized. The transcript is spliced from 20 exons. The coding region runs from base 101 to 2479 and encodes 792 amino acids. The record is from RefSeq and is a predicted model, not a curated record. Lineage: Eukaryota; Viridiplantae; Streptophyta; Magnoliopsida; Fabales; Fabaceae.
UCUAGGUUCUUCUUUUUCUUCUUCUUCCUCCUCUUCAUUCUUCUCUGUAACCGCAAAACCUAUCUGUGGUUUUAGGUUUUUUCUGAUCUCUUCCUUCACGAUGUUGCAAUGGAUGGGAGGAUCGAGGAAGAAAGUUAAUACUUCAAGAAUGUCAACGCAGAAGAGACAAAAACAAUAUUUUGAACAAAAGAAGCGUCAGCAACAAAAUCUGCAGAUGCUUGGGUUAGAUAACUGUACUAACAGCACAGGCAUAACUGCACAGAACCGCAAACAACAUCGUUCGCUAGACAUUCUUAAUUUGCUUAACUUGUCAACAAAUACACAAAAAUGCGACUCUUCCCAUCUUAAGGGGAGGGAUGACGGAGAAAGCAAUAUUUCUACCUUGCCCAACAGUAUCUCAGCAAAUCAACCAACUAUUUUUGCAAACAUGGAUACUAAUGUAGAUACCUACAGAUUUGAAGAAGCAAAAGCAGGAUCCUAUUUGUGCCGCCAGAUAGAAACAUCUCCAAAGAAGAUUUUAACAAGUUUUCCCACUCAAAAGAAUCCUACUGUCAAUCAACAGGCCAGCCAAUCAAAGACAGUAACUGAUCAAUACUCGGAAUUAUCUGUUAUCGAUUUACUUUGUUGCGAUGAGCCCACUGCCACUGUGGAGAAGUGUCCAACCUGUGAAGAUCAUGUUUCUUUUUCACUUGAAGGUUUGGGUAAAGUGGGGACAGAGACGCCAGUUCAUUCCCCAGAACAAGCUAGAAUUCCGCGCCACCACUCUCCAUUGCUGAAGAAUGGAAGGAAAUCAAAAAUGAAAAACCUCGAUUAUGUGCUGGAUGACAUUGAGCUUGAAGUGGAUACAAUGAUGGAAGAUAUCAAGGUUUCCCCUAUAAGCAAUUCUCAGAACUUCCCAUUUAACAAAGUAAAGCUAGAUUCGGCUGUUGCUGGAGACCGCAAGCAUUAUUAUGAUUAUGCUAACAAAAAGGGCUCUACUGUCAGUGAAGAAUUCUUCUACACGACUGAAAAUAGUAAAGAAAGCCUAUGGAAUGUUGGUUCUGGCUUCCUUGAAAAGCAAUUUGACAACAAAGAAGGCUUUGAUACCUUGUGGAAUCGGACUUUUGAAAGUGGUUCUAGGUCCCCUGAAGUAGUGCAUGGAAGGUCCUGCAAAGUGGGAAGUUAUGCUUUUGAUGAGGACCUACCACCAAAGCCAUGGUCCUCAGCAACAGCAAUGAAAGAAAUCAACACAAGCGAGCAACCGACUUCGCUUUUCAACGGCCAAUUAGAGAAUGAUUUUGACUUCUACAUGCCUCGUGGGGCAAGAUGUCCUAGAUUAGAUGUGGGCUUCAAUGCUGAAAAUUUAGUUCCAGAAGACAUAAGGGAUAAUUCCAGCUUGCAGAGCGAUGAGUCAAGCUCAUCCACUGCUGUGAUGGGUGAGGCCAUCAAGCAUUCAUCAUCAAGGUUACGGACAGAAGACAACAGAAGAAACCAUAUAGAUGCUUUUGCAAGCACUAGAAAUAAGUGCAGCACUAAGGAAGAAAAACGUAGCAGCAUGUCAAAUCCAUCAAAGCGAAAAUCAUCUCAUUACUCAACCUCUAUUCUCCAGGAAGAGUUGAGUGCACAUAACAUCUGGCAAUUUGAGGAAAGAUGUGUAUCAGUUGAUAGAAGUUCUGGUGCCACUUCAUUCUGUCAAGAUCUAGAGGAAAAUUUUCCCGUCUUUGGCGCCAAGAAUAAAACCGAAGACCCUUUCAACAUCUUUACAAACCCAGAAUUACAGAACAAGGUAAGUGCUUCCUCUGGGGGAUUUAAGAGGGCUGCAUUGGCAGAUUCACCUCCGCGCAGUUUUACCUCCCACAAGUUUGCAUUUCCUUGUUCAAAGGCAUUCCCAGAUGCCGAGUCAUGGCCAAUGAGCUCAGGUUUAUCUCCAGAUUUUCAGUUCAAAGAAAAGCCUCAAGAUGCUGCUGGUUUUCACCGGGAGACUUCAUCAAGUGAUACAUCAGCACAGGGAAGUGCUAGCAAAGGUGAGAGAAAAGUGAGACUGCAAAAGCACAGAUGCAAAACAUUUGAGCAAGGAGAAGAUAUUUUCAUGGGAGAUAAUGAAUUGUCCUCGGACAAGAAAAUGGAAAGAGAUGCUUCAAAUUCCAAUAAUCAUAAGCAAGAGGGUCAAGGCACAGAGGACACAAAUCCAAAGACAAUAGAGUCUCUUGAAAAGACAGACGACUCUCCUAACCAUGUGGAAGAGAUAUCAUCAUCAAUGAAGAAAGCUAACAAACAUGAAAGCAAAGUAGAAAAAAGAGAGAGCAAUUGUGAUGCUGAAAAUCCUCUGAAAUAUGAAACUACAGAGGAAGAAAUUAAAAACUGGGGGCGUGAAGGAGGAAGAAAUACGACGCUUCUUUGUGUUCAGAGGGUAUGGAAGGAGGCAUGCACAAGUACAAUACCAAGAAGGAAUAAUCCCUUCCUUGGACCUGGCAGUGAUGCAAUUUUUCAUCGGAUUUAG